CCAUGGUGCGAGACCCGACUUCCGCCUGUCCCGGAAGUGCCUAUCGGAGAGUUACAGCUACGGGAAGUGGGAGCAACCAGGGAGGGCUAUGGCGGCGGUGGCGGAGGAGGAGGAGGUCGAUGAGUUACUCGGGGAGAGGCUGCUAUUCCUCCCGGAUCGACAUGUGCGUUAUUUCCAGCGCAGCCUGCAGGCCCUCCCCGAGCAAUGCUGCACGCUGGAGACUAGCAGGUUAACAAUUGCAUUUUUUGCACUGUCUGGUCUGGACAUGUUGGACUCAUUGCAUGUUGUGAACAAAACUGAAAUAAUUGAAUGGAUUUAUUCUCUCCAAGUCCUUCCUACUGAAGAUAAGACAAAUCUAGAUCGAUGUGGAUUUCGGGGUUCCUCGUGUUUGGGGUUACCGUUCAAUCCAUCUAUGGGCCAUGGAGUUUACCAUCCGUAUGACAGUGGACACAUAGCAAUGACGUACACAGCGCUGUCUAGUUUGCUGAUAUUGGGAGACGACUUGAGCCGUGUUAAUAAGGAAGCAUGCCUUGCAGGGCUGCGAGCUCUCCAGCUUCUCGACGGAAGUUUCUGCGCCGUACCCGAAGGAAGUGAGAAUGACAUGAGGUUCGUGUACUGCGCUUCCUGCAUUUGUUACAUGCUCAAUGAUUGGUCAGGAAUGGAUAUGGAAAAGGCGAUAGACUACAUCAGAAGAAGUAUGUCGUAUGAGAAUGCACUGGGUCAAGGAGCUGGGUUAGAAGCACACGGUGGAUCCACUUUUUGUGGAAUUGCUUCUCUUUGUCUGAUGGGAAAGCUGGACGAUGUCUUUACUGAGAGAGAAUUAAAUAGAAUGAAAAGGUGGUGCAUUCUAAGGCAACUAAAUGGCUACCAUGGGCGACCAAAUAAACCAGUUGACACCUGUUAUUCCUUUUGGGUGGGAGCAACUUUAACGCUCUUAAACAUCUUCAAGUAUACACAUUUUGAGAGGAACAGAAAUUUUAUCUUGUCAACCCAAGACCGCCUUGUUGGGGGUUUUGCUAAAUGGCCAGAUAGCCAUCCAGAUGCUCUGCAUGCAUACUUUGGGAUCUGUGGCCUUUCUUUGAUGGGGGAGUCUGGCAUUAAUGAAGUACACCCAGCCCUGAAUGUUAGCUUAACAACAUAUAAACGUCUCCAGCAGCUCCAUGACACAUGGAAAGCCAAGGACUAUGUUAAGAGUUCAAAUCAUCUGCACCUUAGCACUUGACUGACUCUCAUCAUCACAUUAGGUUGGAGGAUGGAUGGAGACCGCACUACUAAGCCAUGUAAUUACAAAGUGUGCUUUCAUUGCUGGAGUCAUUCGAACAAAGUGGUUUUUGUUUUUUUUGUUUUUUUGCUCGGUAGCACUGUAAUGUACAACAGCUAGUUCUCCAGUAGCUCAAUAAAAACAUAUUUUAUGAAGCUUAUUUAAAACUGCUGACUGAUUAAUAAAAUAUUUUUUAUAUACAUCUUGGAAACCUUGCUGGAAGUAUUAUAAUGUUUUUGUUUGUUUUGAUCCGUAAUAAUGCAAAAACAAAGAAAUAAAAAUAUUCAGCAGCACAUAUGUCAAAUACAAGUAUAAUGUCUGUCAAGCUGAGUAUUAUUAGGGGUAUAUUUUUGUAUGCAAAAAAACUGAACCACAGUAAUGCAUCCUGAGAAAAUAAAUGUAUUAAUGAAGUAUUUUAUUGGCUUGUAUAGCGUGGUCAGUACACGUCUUCAGAGAUGGAGUGCAAAUGUGCUGGGAGGUUUUUAAUAUGAGCUCUUUACCUUUUUAAAGUAUUUGACUUAAUUUAUGAGGGUGUGAAUCGUUGGGUCGACAGUGACUAGGUUGAUGGUCAUUAGGUCGUCCACUAUCGGUCGACACUUGAAAUAGGUCGACUUGAGAAGGUCGACAUGAGGUUGUUUUUUUAAACAAAAAAAAACGCUUGUUUUCUUCGUAUAGUGACUGGGAACCCCAAUUAGUGCACGUGUCCCCUCGCAUUCGGGCAAGGUUACUAUUCCCAGUCGUAGUUCACUUGGAUCGUAAAGUAUGAAAAAGUCUUAAAAAAUUAUAAUUUUUUUAAAACCUCAUGUCGACAUUUUCCAUGUCAACCUAGUGACCAUGUCGACCAAUAGUGGUUAACCUAAUGACUGUCGACCUAAAGAUAGGAUACCAUUUAUGAGUAGGAAACACAUUCUACUUGAGUUUUACUUAAUCUAAUUCAAUUAGGCUGAAUGAAAAACAUAACUGUUAUAUUGUAAUACAUUUUUUAACGCUCCAUCAGUCAUGUUUUUUGUUGUGUUUUUGUUUUACUGUUUUUUUUCUUUUUCCUAAGCAACUAAGGGGGGAAUAUAUCAUCAAACCUUCUAAAGAGCGAAGAAGUUGCCCAUAGCAACCAACUGGCUUAAUUGCUAACUAGAAGCUUAUUGGUUGCUAUGAGCGACAUCCACUCUACCACUCUGUGGGUUUUUUUUUAUUUUUACAAAGUGCUGUGUUGUAAAACCCGGCGCCUCUGAUCAGGUUUAUGCCCCGAUAUUUAAAAGGGCAAUGCUUUUACUAGCAAGACACCGCCCUUUUAAAUAUCGGAAAUAAACACAAUCGGAAGCGCCAGGUUUUACCACCCAAUGCAUCGUAAAUAAACCCCUUUGAUACUUCCCCCUGCGCCUUGCAGCCUAGAUCCUCCAUAAUUGAAUAAUAGAAUAGUUUUUAUAGUAUGACGCAGAUAAUUAUGUCUAGCUUCCUUGCACAUUAUUGCCAAGUAAUGACCACAGAAUGUGUGCAACUCACUGUAAUGUUACAGGACUAUUACUUAACCAAUAUAAACUUAGUCUGUGAAUUUAUACAGUUUUUUACAAUAAAAUAAUUGUACAUGUGG
Molecule: messenger RNA, 2849 nt
Organism: Pseudophryne corroboree (corroboree frog)
Lineage: Eukaryota; Metazoa; Chordata; Amphibia; Anura; Myobatrachidae
Gene: PGGT1B
Product: protein geranylgeranyltransferase type I subunit beta
Exons: 9
Coding region: 89-1222 (377 amino acids)
Biological process (GO): protein geranylgeranylation
Cellular component (GO): CAAX-protein geranylgeranyltransferase complex
Molecular function (GO): CAAX-protein geranylgeranyltransferase activity
Source: RefSeq, a predicted model, not a curated record